AUGGCUUUCUACACUCGUUUUUUGUGUCACAUCUCAUCUCAUGUCCCUCGAUGCGUGGCCGACUAUUCCGGUUUCAUCUAUCGCCAGUGCAGUUCUUUCCAUCAUAAUCAGCCCCACGAGGUCUACCAACCGCAGCAUGGUCCUGGGUAUGGGGUUUAUUAUCAACCGCAAGCCCCGCAAUUCGAAGCCCAUUUUCGAUCGUGGAAAAAGUAUACACGAUAUUGGGAUCAAGUUCAGCUACAGAUAGAAGCCCGCAGGGCACGAACACGUUCACCUCGAGGCCAGGGCUGCAUGUAUAUUCCAAGCGGCCUCGAUGAUACCGAUGACUCUGACAAUAUCUUGGCUGGUCUGGAGGACAAAGAGGAUUUGGAGAUAAUCGGUGCCGGUGAUAGAUGGGAUCCACAGGAUAGUGACGAGUCUAAAGGGUUUGAACAAGAUGUGGUCUUCGUUGACCACGGGCCUGUAAAAAGAAUAAAUACACACUACGCUGUUGUCGAAGAGGAUGAAGAUUGGGUUGGCGUGGAGUGUUCUUGA
Molecule: messenger RNA, 534 nt
Organism: Talaromyces proteolyticus
Lineage: Eukaryota; Fungi; Ascomycota; Eurotiomycetes; Eurotiales; Trichocomaceae
Exons: 1
Coding region: 1-534 (177 amino acids)
Source: RefSeq, a predicted model, not a curated record